Ceutorhynchus assimilis (cabbage seed weevil) is the source of this 603-nucleotide messenger RNA. Lineage: Eukaryota; Metazoa; Arthropoda; Insecta; Coleoptera; Curculionidae. The record is from the annotation of a GenBank genome assembly.
CCUCACUCAAUUGAAAAUCGCAAAAUGUACCAUAAAAAUGCCUCUAAAAUUCGCUAAUUACCCAUUUUUGGGUUCCAGAAAACGCAAAAGGCUAUGCCUAAUUACAACAACUCUGGUUUGUCUGCUAUUUAUAAUUUAUCAGUUUAUUAUGUAUUACAUGGUUUCCACUGAAAGCCCCAUUAAAAAUCCCUCUGUUAAGGCUUUGGUAAGGGGCACACAUUUCAAAGAAAACGCUUUUUACAAGUCCAUCGAAGGGAAAUUUACUUGUAUUAAAAGUGGAGAAGUUAUCGCAUUUGAUAAGGUAAAUGAUGAUUAUUGCGAUUGUGCCGAUGGUACCGACGAACCUGGUACCAGUGCUUGUCCAAAUGGUAUAUUUUAUUGUACCAACAAUAAAAAGUAUCCAAAAUUGAUUCCUUCGAGUAAAGUCAACGAUGGAAUUUGCGAUUGUUGUGACGGAUCAGAAGAAUAUAACAAUGAGAAUUUGAUAAGAAAUUUUGAUAGAACCCUGCAAGCAAAUACCAGGCAUUUUUUGGUACCUUGUCCAAAUACCUGUUAAAAGUGAUAUUUUUUUUGUUCAUUUAAUAAAACACAAAAUACUUACAA